This is a messenger RNA of Stylonychia lemnae, 741 nucleotides long. The record is from the annotation of a GenBank genome assembly. NCBI's taxonomy places the organism in Eukaryota, Ciliophora, Spirotrichea, Sporadotrichida, Oxytrichidae.
AUGAUCUAUUUAGUUUGCUAUACUUGUAUCUCGAGGCAUUUCAUGUCUCCUGCCUUCAAAAGAUAAUGUCCCAAAUGCUUGGAGCCUAUCACCAGCAAGCCAGAUUUGCAGCUCGUGAAGGAUUUGACUUUUCAAAGUCUUGCUGACUGGAUAUUCCCAGAAUUCGUCAUCAAAGAAAACGAAUUAAGAGCACAACUUAUUGAGAGUUUCAAGAAGAGAAGAGAGGAAUCCUAAGCUUAGAUAAGUUAGCAACAGCUGUUAAGCAUGAGUCCUUAGAUCUAGAUAUCGUCUAGCAGCAACUGCAGUUCAAGUGAUUCUAUGAUGUCGGUGAUCAAGAUUGAGUCUAGCUCAAACUCUCAGAACUCAAAUUCUAUCACCUCUCAAUCUUUGCCGUCAGUAUGUUUUCCACCUUAGCCAGAGAUCAAUUUUGAGUUUUACCUGAUGCCUUUCAAGGAUGACGAUCACCACCUGAUUCUGGACGAAUUACCUAAGAAACUUAAAUUUGCCAACAAAAACAAGACCAUUCUUACGAUAAAAAAGCACAUUCACAACUACUUGAAUGAGCCUAUCGAGAACAUCGAGAUACUUUGCAAGAACUUCCCUGUCGCUGACUCUCACUCUCUGGAGUAUAUCAAAAAGACUAAAUGGAAAAACUCAAACAAGAAAAUGGAGUUGCAGUAUAAAAGGAAAAAUAGAGUCUAGGUUGAUAAAAAGAAACUGCAGAAUGAUAUCUUCUUUUGA